AGUCAGGGACUGAGUAGUUCUCAUCUGUUGAUCACAGUUAACUUGAAGCGUCAAAACAGGGGAAGCUGUCAGAUCUGCUUGCAAAGAUAAUAUCACUCCAGUCCAGAUAGCAAUUGGAAACUUUGCAGAGGCAGGAAAUAUUCUGGAAGGAAACUAUCAAAAAUGGAAUUUAUUUUUACUUUUUCUCAGAAUUAAAAACGAAAAUCAAAACUUCAACCAUCUUUUAAUGAGCUUUUUGGUCAACUAAAUACAUUCAUUCAUAGACAAUCUGGGAUUCUGUAUAACAAAGGAUCUCCUUUAUCUAAUUGGAUCUAUGUUAUCUCUUAUAAGUAGGUAUUUUUGAUUUUGUCUACAAAUAUACGGGAAAGCAUGAAACAACAUCAGUGAAAUGUGAGGGGGAGGGGGGAACCUCGCAGCAGACAGUAAUGACCAGUUUUUUGCUGCAAAGAAACCAGAGAGCUGGGCUGUAAGAAAUAUCCAAGUGAUAUUUAGCAUGACCAUCUGUAUUGUUUUGUCACCAACAGUAUGCUCUUGAAGAAGAGGUGCAGAUAUGGAUCACGUAAGCUUCAGUUUCUCUUGUUGUUGCUGAUGCUGGGUUUUUUGUUACUGAUGGUUACAAUCCUGACUCCACCAUUCCGGGACCUGAACAAAGAGGGGACAUCCCAGCCAUUAAAGUUCAGUCCCAGAGAAGGGUAUCAGCUGGACUUUCUGGAAACCCAAGAAAUGUUGGAGACUCAGGAGGAGAGCCGGCAAUACUACCCCAUGGUGGGGUUAUCCCCUUUCAUUUCCCUCCGGGAGGAUGAGCUGCUAGUGGCCAUUGUGUCACCCACAGCCAGGAGAAACCACAGCAAGGCAAGAAAAGGAUACCGAAUGGUGAAGCAGCAGAGCAAAAGGCAGGAAGAAAAGACUGAUGUCAAGCCAAGGGGAAACCAAGAGUCCCAGCUCAUGUCCUUUUCCCUGCAGGAUGCAGAAGAGGCUGCUGGGGGUGAGCAAUUGACAAUCCUUGGCCUGGAAACUCAUGGCUUUAAUGAAGCACUCAGUGAGCGGAUUUCUCUGCGCAGGGAGCUGCCUGAGGUGCGGCAUCCUUUCUGUCUGCAACAGGACUAUGACCCCAACCUUCCUACUGCUAGUGUCAUCAUCUGUUUCCAUGACGAAGCCUGGUCUACUCUCUUGAGAACUGUGCACAGUGUUAUGGACACAGCCCCAAGGGCCUCUCUGAAGGAAAUUAUCCUUGUCGAUGACCUCAGUCAACAAGGGCAUCUGAAGUCAGCCCUGAGCGAAUACAUCUCCAAGCUGGAUGGUGUGAAAUUGAUCAGGAGCAACAAGAGGCUCGGGGUCAUCCGGGGUCGUAUGUUGGGAGCUGCACGGGCAACUGGGGAUGUGCUGGUCUUCAUGGACUCCCACUGUGAGUGUCACACAGGCUGGUUAGAACCCUUGUUGGGCAGACUAGCCACUGACAGAAAUCGAAUCGUCUCCCCUGUCCUAGAUGUCAUUGACUGGAAGACUUUUCAGUAUUAUCACUCUGUGGAUCUGCAACGAGGUGGUUUUGACUGGAAAUUAGAUUUCCAUUGGGAGCCGCUGCCGGAGCAUGAGGAGAAGGUACGCCAGUCUGCCAUCAGCCCCAUCAGAAGUCCUGUGGUGCCGGGUGGAGUAGUGGCAAUGGACCGACAUUACUUCCAAAAUAUUGGCGCUUAUGAUUCCGACAUGACUCUAUGGGGGGCAGAAAACCUAGAAUUAUCUAUAAGGGCAUGGCUCUGUGGUGGUUCUGUUGAAAUCCUUCCAUGCUCACGGGUGGGGCACAUUUAUCGAAAUCGUAUCCCGCACACUUUUCCCAAUGAAGAGGCUGCAAUGAGGAACAAAAUCCGAAUAGCAGAGACCUGGCUGGAUUCUUUUAAAGAGAUUUUCUACAAGCAUGACACAGCGGCAUUCCUAAUUAGUAAAGCUGAGAAGCCAGAUUGCAACGAGCGCCUUCAGCUGCAAAAGCGACUAGGCUGUAGAAAAUUUCAUUGGUUUAUAUCAAACAUAUACCCUGAACUCCACCCACCAGAGUACAAACCAAGAUUCUCUGGCAAGCUGUACAACACUGGUGUUGGCUUCUGUGCAGAUUACAGAUCUGCCUGGGAUGCUGCAGAAGGUCUUAUUGAGCUGUCUCCUUGUAGUGACAAUAUUAACCAGCAUUUUGAAUAUAACAGUAUGAAGGAAAUCCGGUUUGGUUCCGCUCUGCAGUUUUGCUUUGAUGUCAGACAUGAGAAGGUUAUCCUUCAAAACUGUACACAAGAGACAGAAAAUAACCAGCAACAAUGGGAUGUCCAGGAGGGUGGAAUGAUUGUCCACAUCCUUUCUGGUAAAUGUCUAGAGGCAGUGAAGAGUGAAGCUGAGAAGGACUUAUCCUUACAUUUGUGUAACAAGAAUGAGAAUCAGCUGUGGCGAUUUGAUCACUCACAUGUGCUAGAUGAGAGAUGACUGACAGGUUUAUGUGAAGAUUGUCUCCAAAUCUCACAGUCACUUUCAUUUGGGAUUCAAAACACACAGAUUCCUGCAUGCAAAAGAAAGUUGUGUGUGUCUGCCACGGUCUUCAGGAGAAGAUAGAAAGAUCUUGCUUGGAAAGUCUUGCUCAAGGAAUUGCAGCAGGGUUCUAGUUUAACCAACUCAAGCUAAAAAUUACUACUUGUUCUCUUCAACCAGAGAAUAAAAGUACUGUGAGUAUCAGUAAUGACUCUGCAGCUCUACUGCUGCAGAAGACAAGAAGUUUGCCCUUUUAAGGAAACUUGGAAGACUAAUUGCCAAAGGGUCUCUCUUCUAAAACUUCUAAGAAAACAGGAAGAUGAAUCUUUGUGAAACUUAAGAAACUCUCUCAAAGGAAGUCUGCCUUGCUAGGAUGAGAGUUUAGCCAAGCUGUACCGUGCACUUGACCCAUAUAAAACAAAGUAGGUUUUAUAUCUAUCAAAGUAGAACAUAAUUACUUUUGUAAGAAAUAGUUAAUAUAUUCCUUUCCAAAUACACUGAGACAAAUACCCCACUCAGUGAGAUUGCACAGUGUGUGUGAAUUAGCACAGAAUUGGGUUACAUUUUGUUCUUGUUAAAAAUUCUCAUUGACGUCAAUGGGAGUACAACCAGGCUCUCUGUCUUUGGCCCAUUGUCUCUUUCUGCCUUAAUCCACAAUCUAAAUUGGAUGGGACAAUGACUCCAAAGAAAUGAAUAGAUGUACAAUGUUUGUGCUUUAGUUUCCAUUGGGUUUUAAUAACUCCUUGUCAGCAAACUUUCCAGUAGUAGGCUUCAGGACACCCAACAAGAGCAGAGUACGAAAGAUUUAGGAGGAAAAAAACUCGCAAACAACAUGUAUUUUGACCUGUAAUUUAUUGGAGGCAUUCAAUUUUGGCUAAUAAAACAUUGAGAUGAAUUAAUGUACUAAAGCAAAGUAUCACUCAAGUUGUAAAACUUCCAGUUGAAAGCAGAAAAUGAAAGGACUUUAGCUGCACAAGACUUUCUAGCUACGUAAGAAGAACAUAUUGGUGUCUACUUCCUUUUCCUGCAUCUGCUGCUAGCUACUUUAAAGAACAAGAGUGUUGACAUUGUUGACUCUACACAAGAGGAUUUCUAUAGCCCCUUACUCACCAUGGGUCUCAUAGAUGAUCCCAAGUAACUCAGUAAGAUUCUUUUACUGGGAGUGUGAUCAUGCAUCCCUUCUGACCUCAAGUCUCCCACUGAAGUUAACAGCAAUUAUUAUAAUAU
Molecule: messenger RNA, 3732 nt
Organism: Mauremys mutica (yellowpond turtle)
Lineage: Eukaryota; Metazoa; Chordata; Testudines; Geoemydidae
Gene: GALNT15
Product: polypeptide N-acetylgalactosaminyltransferase 15
Exons: 10
Coding region: 526-2463 (645 amino acids)
Cellular component (GO): Golgi apparatus
Source: RefSeq, a predicted model, not a curated record